GACCCCAAGACCGCAUCAAGGCGGCCCAAGAGGCCCCCAAGAGGACUCUCAAGAGGUCCGCAGUCAUUUGCGCUCAAGUGAGGCAUCUUUGCUGAGCACAUCGCUGUCAAAGCACAUUUGCAUCAAACAGACAUCCAGAUUCAUACUUGGAUUCAGUACCUUCAGAAAUGACCCUCACGGGCUUUGCCACGUUGCUCAUCACGGUCGUGGUGUUCAUGGGGGGCAUUCGCACCGCAACCGGUUUGCUGGCGGGUCUGCCUACGACGGACAGCCCGACUCCGUACCCGACUCCGUACCCGACUGGAACAUCCGAAGACGAUUGCAUGGACGAAGAUGGGUCUUUGGUCAACGAGGCUGGCCGUAACUGCAUGGAGUUCAAGGGUCUUGGACGACGACGACAUGGACUUUUCUGCGCAAGUAAUGUGUUGUGCUUUCGGAGGUGGUAUUCGCAAUCAUAUAAACAGCCACGGCGAUGAAGUAAUGCAAAGGUCCAGUGACGCCACGCAAGCAUAUGCGUCGACCGUUGGUGCCUGUCGCGGAGGGGCAAGCCCAUCAGGCAAUGCAGGCUUAGUAUACUACAGCCACCGGAACUGCGAAGCGCUAUGCGAUGCGGACUCAGGAUGCCCAGGAUAUGUUCUCCCAGCUUCUGAGUCUAAUUAUAAUUGGUGUGAGACACACACGUCGGUCGGUGCGACAGGCGAUGGCCGAACAUUGUAUAUGUGUUACAUGAAGGGGGCCGCGGGGCCCAGCCUGACGCCUUAUUACCCGACGCCUUACCCGAUUCCGUACCCGACUCCGUACCCGGCUCUGUUCCCGACUCCGUCCCCGACUCCUAACCCGACUCCAGAGGCCGGUGCGGCCGGUGGGGCGGCGCAGGCGACUGGGGACCCUCGCCUCGCCAACGUGUUUGGGCAGCGGUUCGACAUCCACAAGGAGGGAUGGCACACGCUGGUGCGGGUUCCCCGGAGAGCCAAGAGCGGGGCCGCCUUGCUGAGCGUCGAUGCGGAGGCGCGGCAGAUGGGCGUGGCGUGCACUGACAUGUACUUCGUGUCGGUGAACCUGACGGACAGAUGGGUCGGCUCCCAGGGCCGCGCUUUCUGCGCCGGCUAUGUUGCUGAGAAGGAGUCCCGGCGUUGGCUGCGAUACGGCCAGGUGGAGUUGAAGGUGGUGCAGGGCCGCACUAAGAAUGGCAUCGUCUAUCUGAACCUUUUCGUCCGCAAUCUGAAAUUCUUUACGCUUCGCGUAUCCCCACCAGCCCAUCUCAAAACAGCAACUCUUGCGAAGCAUGCCGACAGUCGUGAUUUUCAGGCGUGUUUCCGCCUGCCCCCGCAUAUCUCCCCUGUUCCUCCUUCCUCCCGC
Messenger RNA from Prorocentrum cordatum, 1359 nucleotides. The record is from the annotation of a GenBank genome assembly. Lineage: Eukaryota; Dinophyceae; Prorocentrales; Prorocentraceae.